Cuscuta epithymum is the source of this 3646-nucleotide messenger RNA. The record is from the annotation of a GenBank genome assembly. NCBI's taxonomy places the organism in Eukaryota, Viridiplantae, Streptophyta, Magnoliopsida, Solanales, Convolvulaceae.
CUACGUAGUAUUACUUCUAGGGAGGUGUAUUUUGCCCAGGUUCCUGACACUGUUGCCAUGGAGGAUAAAAAUAUGGAGAAUCCGGUUAACCUAAGCAUUUACAAGGCUACACGGAGCAUAAAACGCAAACACAACAGCCUCUACAACGCCCUGCGCUCGAUCUACGAAGACUCGAUCUUCGUCGGAGAGAUUUCGGAGCUAUGGCCCGACCUCCCCCUUCUAGCGAACCUCCGAUGCGGCCUCUGGUACUCCUCCAAGUUCCACUCCACCUGCUACUUUAAGUCCACCGAUGGCCACACCAAUAACUGGUCGUUUAAUACCUCUCGUCUCAACCUUCACGUCGCCCUGCUCGCCGGACAGAGGGGAGGAUGUAUGAUCAUUGACUCAACAAGAAAAGGGAAAAGGUUUCCAGACAGCAUGUCAAAGACAAUACCAAUUUGGUGUUGUGUAUUGAACCGUGCAGUUGCUAAUUUUAGAGGCAAAUUAUCUGGUGUUAUUGUUCCAAAUGACCAGGAGUCAAACAUAAAUUACUGCAUGUCCCAUAACCAUCACACUGAAGAUGUUAAUAAGGACUUUUUCCCUUGGGAUUGUUCUUUGCAUCUUCCUAUAUGGGUCUGCGAAACAGAAAAAAGUCUUAUUCAGGAACGACUUGCUGGAUGGACUAAGGAUCUUGAGGAUAGUGGAGCUGACAUUGCCUCAAUGUCUUCCUGCUUAAAGAAGCCAUUACGACCUUUAUGGAUAUCACAGAAAACUGUAAUUUGGUUAAAUGAAGUGCCUGAGUCUAGUUCUUGGGAUUUCACGCCCAUCAUACUCGUUUCUCCGUCCUUCUCGACAAGUGAUUUUCAACAAAGAACCACUUCAGAGUUUAGUUGGAAUUAUAUAGCCGGAGCUGGAGAUGAUGAAGAGAGCUGGGCAAGAGGAUUAACUCCAACUCUUUUCUGGAAACAUGCUUAUGAUCUCCUAAGCCUGGGGCCAAAUUUGUGCAAUCAGAAGGUUGCUGAUAUUGUGGAAAAGAACAGAGUAUACUGUGCACAAAGGGGUGAAGACGCUCCUCAGGUUUCACUAGGGUACUCUAUAAAAAAUUGUCUCAACAGUGAAUUUUUUGCACAGGAACCAUUGGGUGCAGAUAAUAUGUGCAUAUAUAGAGAUGAAAUGUCCCGAAGUGAUGAUAAUGCUAUAUCUUGGCUUGGUGCUACCAAUGUUGCAGUUGGCAAAACCCUUCAAGGUAAGUAAUUUUAUUGCUACCUUGGUUGGCAUUUUUACCAUUUUGUUUUCAACAAUUUACACAUACCUAGAAGGCUAGAACACAUGUAACAGAUUUUUAAAAAAAUCAAAAGUUUUAGAAAUUACAAACACACACGUAGUGGGUUAAGGUUCGAGUAUGGUUCACUAUAGAAAUAUGAAAAUUUCAUUUUAAUUGUGAAAGUGCCACCACAUUUCCUAUUUCUUUUCAGCAUAUUUGGCACUUUAGAGCCAUUAGUUAGAUCUUGAAUCUGGUGCACCAGAUUCAUUCACAUUUCUCAUAUGAGGACUCAUCUCGAAAUCUCAUUUUAAUUUUGUUUAAAUAGAGUUACCAAAUAAACUGUCUGCGCUUCUUUGUUAUAAAGCAGCAGCAGUCAGUCCAUGCAAUUUUGGACGCGAUUUCCACUAUAGGUCAUUCGGAAACAGUCUCUCUGUGCUUUAGUACAGGGGUAAAAUGAAAAUGAUGAAUGAUGAGAGUUACCAAAUAAAUUAAAUAUAAAAAAUCACUUCAAUCUUUUUUUAAAAAGUAAAGAAAUGAAAAUAAAAGUAAAAAAUAAAAACAGUUAAUGUAAAAAUUUAUACAGAUUUUGACCAAACAAAUAAUCCAAAAGUUCAAAAAAAUAGUUCAAGAUACAACAAAUUUAUGGAGAAAAAAAAAAUUUAAAAAUACGGUUAACGAUUUAUUAAAAAACAAACUAAAUUGUUAAAAAGUAGUUGCAAAUAGAAAAAAAUUAUAAAGAUAAAUUUAAAAAUAAUCUAAAUAAAAAGGUUGAAAACUAAUACAACAAUAACAACGUCCAAGCCUUAAUCCUAAAAGAAAUUUUCGCGGGGAUGCAACACGAGGACUUCCCGGGGGUCAUCCAUCCUACUAAAAAGUUGAGAACUAAUACAAUGUUAAGUGGUGAAUGUGAAUUGUGAUGGUGGCGGUUGCAGAUUUCAUUUCAUUACAUAAGUAACCAAACAUAGCAAUGUUACGAACUAAGGCUAUGUGCUGUAUGGCAACACAAUGCAAUGGAAUGAUGUGCAUAAUGAAAUCAUAAGUGCAAUGUUCUUUUAAAACCAGGUAGGUAAACCACCUAAGUCGGUGGGGCAAAUGCCGAGGAACAUUUGCCAGGUUUUAUUAAAAUGAUCAAAAAAUACAGAAAGAGAGGGGACCGAACCAAAACCUCUCCAGAAAAAGAAUACAGAAAUACAGAAAUGAAACUCAAGUCGAAAAGAGGGAAUGCCAAACAGGUCCAUGAAAUAGGCCCGCUUAGCCAGUAAGGGUAGGACGUCCUGGUUGGAAUAAGUGGUCAGACGGCCCGCGGAUGCAUUUGCCAAAUGAUGGGCCGCCCAGUUACCUCACACAUCGUAUGAACAAUUGCUUUCCUUUCUGAGAUCAGCUUGAACAAUUGCUUUCCUUUCUGAGAUCAGCUUGAAUUCCUGAAUGGUGUCCCUCCAUCUUUGCAAUCUGGUGUCUGAUAAACAAGCAAGAGCAAGUGAAGAGUCUGUCUUCGCCUGAAAGCCAGUAAAAACCUGCUUUAACCGUCCACAGCGUUGCAAAGAUGAUUAUUCAGCUCGGCCACUAAGGAAGAAGACGCCUCCACUGGGAAGCUAAGAGCAAAAAGCAUAUCUCCUCUGAUUUCUCAUAAUUGCUCCGCCCACAACUCUACCAGCAUACUGAACUGUGGCCUUGAAGAAUUUUCCCACUUGCUGGAUGAUCCUGAAGCCUAUUUACACCUACCAAUUGUUGGCUGUAAAUUUGAUCGGUUUUCUGUGUCAAGAAGUCUUCCUUUGGCUAUCAAUUUUGCCAAAGCUAACCUGAAGAAAGGGAAGAGACUUCUUGUAUGUUGUGUGAAUGGAGAAGAUAUAAGCAUCUGUGUCUGCUUGGGGAUAUUGUUGGCAUUAUUUGAUGACAAAGGAUGUUUUGAUGAAAGGAUAUCCAUUAACAAGAGAAAUAUCAGCAAGCUAGAAUUGAGACAAAGGUUGGUGUACAUCUGCAAAUUCGCAGUUAAUGCCCGCCCUUCCAGAGGGAAUCUGAAGCAAGUCUUCAAUUAUAUUAACAGUGGGUGCAUUGGGGUCUCUUAAUCCCCCCCCCCCCCCCCCCCCCGUAUCUGCAUCCACCACAGGUGAGAACAAUAAUGGGGAUCAAACAAAAUUGAACUACCAACUGUUUCUCUUUCAAAAAUGGUAUGGGAUUCUUUAGAAUUCUUUUAACAACCUUGACGAUCCAAGAAUGAGUGAGUAUGAAUAGAAAGGGUAUUUGUAGUACCAUGCCCACUUCUGUUCAUAUUUUAGUCUUUCUUAUUUACAAAUUCAAACUCAUUAUUUGUAGUACCAUGUUUUUGGCCUCUCAAUUGUUCCUUUUGUGUAUUUCCUUCGAAAUAUAUUUUUACAUUUAUUUUUGUAUGUCUGCUUUUGUGUA